AUGGGGGGAGCCAUUUCUAAAAUUGUCUUCCAGCCCCCCAGGUACCCUGGGGGCCCCCCGGGGGGCCCCCCGGGGGCCCCUGACCUUAUUGCCUUGAAGACAAAAAGUGGGGAGACUAUUCACGCAAUUCACAUCAAAAGCGGAGGCUCGUUGACCCUUUUGUAUUCCCACGGAAAUGCUGAAGACAUUUUAAUGGCUUUUAGUUUUUUCAAAAGUGUUUCUUCGGCGCUCCAAGUUGACUUGCUGCUUUACGAAUACGUCGGGUCUGGCCCGAGCGUGCACCUGUGCGCGCGGGAGCGCGUGGGGGGUUUGAUCCUGCAGUCAGCUCUGCUGUCUGUACACCGCGUGGCUUUGCGUCUGAGGUUUUCUUUGCCUUUUGAUUUAUUCAAAAAUAUAAAUAAAAUAAAAAAAGUCUUUUGUCCAGUCUUUUGCAUUCACGGCACCAACGACGAGGUCGUCCCCCUUUACCACGGCAUCGAGCUGUACAAGAGGGCCCCCUUGACUGUCAGCCCCAUGUGGGUGGAGGGCGCUGGGCAUAACAAUUUGGAAAUAGUGGCAGGAGAUUUAUUUUUUGUGGCUUUGUCUCGCUUCCUGCGGCUGGUGCAGCAGCAGCAGCAGCAGCAGCAGCUGCAGCAGCAGCUGCAGCAGCAGCAGCAGCAGGAAGAGCAGCAGCAGCCAGUUGCGGCGGUUGUCGCGGCCGCCGAGGGCGCCUGA
Molecule: messenger RNA, 714 nt
Organism: Eimeria necatrix
Lineage: Eukaryota; Apicomplexa; Conoidasida; Eucoccidiorida; Eimeriidae
Exons: 4
Coding region: 1-714 (237 amino acids)
Source: RefSeq, a predicted model, not a curated record